GUUAUGUGUUUUUAAUAGUAAAUAUUAUUUAAGAAUGUUUGUGUGUUUACAGUACAUGUGCGUUGUGUUUUUUUAUUUAUAGCGCCCUAUUCUGAAAUACCUGUUUGACAAGUUUAGUUGAAUGAAAUGCCACAUAAAUGACAAGGCACAGAGGACGGUAGCUUCAUUUGCUUUUUGCCUUCUGUCGUCAAGUUCUCACCAAGGACAGGAAGCGAUGCUUCGCUGGGUUUUGCUCGCUUUGCUCUUCGGUUUGUGUUUAAGCGCCGGGGAACCGAAAAAGAAGAAGGUGAAGCCUCAGUCCCUGUCAAGAGGAUGGGGGAAUAAUAUCACUUGGGAGAAAAAUUAUGAAGAAGGCCUGGCAAAGAUGGUUAAAAGUAAGAAGCCUCUGAUGGUCAUUCAUCAUCGUGUCGACUGCCCACACUCUCAAGCUCUGAAGAAGGCUUUCGUUGCUGAUAAGUCCAUCCAGAAAAUGGCCCAACAGGAUUUUAUCAUGCUCAACCUGGUGGAAGAGACUAGCGAUAAGAAUCUGGCACCUGAUGGCCACUAUGUUCCCAGAAUCCUCUUUGUUGAUCCGUCCAAGACUGUGCGCGUGAGCAUUGCAGGAAAGCACAGCCCGAACCGUUACACCUACAAACCCGAUGACAUGGCAAUCUUGGCACAAAACAUGAAGAAAGCCAAAGUCCUACUGCACGAGGAACUGUAGCACCAGACGGAGCCGCCUGCUCAGCACUAACAUGUUUACAUGCAGUCAAGAGAUCAAUAAAAGUCAAAUGUUCCAUUUA
Molecule: messenger RNA, 782 nt
Organism: Betta splendens (Siamese fighting fish)
Lineage: Eukaryota; Metazoa; Chordata; Actinopteri; Anabantiformes; Osphronemidae
Gene: agr1
Product: anterior gradient 1
Exons: 8
Coding region: 122-703 (193 amino acids)
Cellular component (GO): endoplasmic reticulum
Source: RefSeq, a predicted model, not a curated record